AUGUAGACAAAGCCUAACUUUGUAUUGUAGACCAGGGCUAAGAAAGCCUGGGGAAGUUUGUAUGCAAAGGACUUCUUACCUCAUUCAGUGUCCUUCUCUAACUGCGCCCCACCACCACUUGUCAUGGGCCCAUGAAUUAUUCAUGUCCAAUUAUUCCUUCUUCAGCCUCGCUGACAAUAAACAACAUUUUGUCUACAAAGAAAUUCUUUUGCAAGCCUCCCCCAUUAGGAUGACCCAAACUGUAUUUGAAAUCUUUCUUCAAGGACAUGAAGUGAAGAAUCAAUUCAUUGACUUUCUAGAGUUUAACAUAUGAGUUGUGGUCAAGUAACAUACAGAGAAGCCGAGAGAAUGAGCCUAAACCGUCUUAAACUCACCGAUGGUAAAUAAAUUAGAGUGGCUAAACUCUGGCAGGUCCCUGGGGCUUACAGAGUAAAACUCUAGUACUGGCUUUCUGAUGGCUGAAACUUUGCAUUGUAGUUACCCGCCUUUAUGGGCCUUAACUGCAGUGGCUAACUCCAGCACUUGAUCAGAGCGUGGGGAAGGGGGCAUUCCUGUCCGGCAGGGAGUGUCUCAGUAGUUUUCACUAGGAACAGGCAUGAAACCGAAAAGAGUGGUGGGUUAAGCAGUUAGAAAAGUGAGUGUAUGCUAAGCACUGUCUCAGAUGCAGAUGACUCUGCUGGAAGGAUGACAGGAAUCCGCAGGAGAGAAACAGACGCAGGGAUUGAAAUGGCUGAAGCUUUGGCCUAAAUAGAAGUAAAUGUGGAAGGGUUUUUCUAGAUCAGGGAAAUGAAUCAGAGGUGGGGUUUUUUGGCUAAUUCAAGCCACUCAUGCCCAUUCACUAAAAUGGUGUGAUUGUGCCUUGUCAUAUCCACAGAUGGAGAUGUAAACGUCCCUAAAGCACCGGGAGAAUCUAUUUCGGACCACUCGCUGUAAUGCUCACAAGGGGGCUUUAAGCCGACUUCAAGCGGCAGACAGUGAUACUGUGGCGUAAUGUAUUAACAGAGACCGCAGCAGCACAGGUUCUGCUCCUAGCUCGUAACGGUAGAAGAGCUGAAAUAAUGCGAGUAGGAUCCUAACUAGUCUGUGGCUCGAUAAUUGUCAGAGAGUUUCAGAAUUCAUUCUGAUUGCAUGCCUUUGCUUCAAACUGCUUGUCACCUUUCAACAGGAGUCCCGUUUCAGCUACAAAUGCUAUAUACUAUUAGUUUGUGUCCUUGCCAACACAUGCCUCUGGGAGGACCUCUCCCUGCUAUAAAUAAAUGCUGCCAAAUUCAACAAGCUGGACUGAGUUGCCUUUUGAAGUGCCUACUGGAAAUGGACUGUGGUAAACUGCACAUUGCUGAAAGAAUGGCGUUGAUUCAGACUGUAGCAGUUGAGGAAUAAAUUGAGUACGCCAAUUGGUUGAAUUUAACCCUUUUGACUAAACAAAGUUAGCCGAGCCCCUCCGGCAAAGCUGAGCGUGCUCUAGACACCAUGAACUUCGAUGUGAUCAAAGGCAAACCCAUCCGCAUUAUGUGGUCUCAGCGAGACCCCUCUCUGAGGAAGUCGGGGGUUGGGAAUGUCUUCAUCAAGAAUCUGGACAAAUCCAUAGACAACAAGGCACUUUAUGACACAUUCUCAGCAUUUGGGAAUAUCUUGUCCUGCAAGGUGGUGUGUGAUGAGAAUGGCUCUAAGGGCUACGCAUUUGUGCACUUUGAGACCCAGGAUGCUGCAGACAGAGCCAUCGAGAAGAUGAAUGGCAUGCUGCUAAACGACCGCAAAGUAUUUGUUGGGAGAUUCAAGUCCCGUAAGGAGCGGGAGGCUGAGCUGGGAGCCAAAGCAAAGGAGUUCACCAAUGUUUAUAUUAAAAAUUUUGGGGAUGACAUGGAUGAUGAGAGACUAAAGGAGCUCUUCAGCAAAUAUGGCAAGACACUGAGUGUUAAGGUGAUGACAGAUCCCACUGGAAAGUCCAAAGGCUUUGGGUUCGUGAGCUUCGAAAAACAUGAAGAUGCCAACAAGGCAGUGGAAGAAAUGAAUGGAAAGGAUAUUAAUGGAAAAAUGGUAUUUGUAGGCCGGGCACAGAAGAAAGUAGAGCGCCAGGCAGAGCUGAAACGGAAGUUUGAGCAGCUGAAACAAGAGAGAAUCAGCCGGUACCAGGGUGUUAAUCUGUACAUUAAGAACCUAGAUGACACUAUUGAUGAUGAAAAACUGAGGAAGGAGUUUUCGCCUUUUGGGUCUAUUACAAGUGCCAAGGUGAUGCUGGAGGAUGGACGAAGCAAAGGGUUUGGCUUCGUCUGCUUUUCCUCUCCAGAAGAAGCUACCAAAGCCGUGACUGAGAUGAAUGGGCGUAUCGUGGGCUCCAAGCCAUUGUAUGUUGCGCUGGCACAGAGGAAAGAGGAGCGAAAGGCCCACCUCACUAAUCAGUAUAUGCAGCGCAUUGCUGGAAUGAGAGCCCUGCCUGCGAACACAAUCAUUAACCAGUUCCAGCCAGCUGCUGGGGGGUACUUCAUGCCUGCUGUGCCCCAGGCUCAGAGCAGACCCACUUACUAUUCACCCAAUCAGAUGACGCAGAUGAGACCUAACCCACGCUGGCAGCAAGGGGGGAGACCUCAAGGAUUCCAAGGAAUGCCGAAUGCCAUGCGCCAGUCCGGACCGCGCCCAGCACUGCGCCAUCUGGCUCCUGCUGGCAAUGCUCAGGCCUCUCGUAGCCUCCCUGCUGCUGCCCAGAGAGUUGGCGUCACCACGGCAGCUCAGAAUUUAGCCCCUCGUCCGCCUGUAACUGCCCCGGCUCCCAGAGCAGUUCCCCCUUAUAAAUAUGCCUCAACGGUCCGCAGCCCACACCCAGCAGUACAGCCUUUGCAGGUACCUCAGCCUGCGGUACACGUCCAGGGACAGGAACCUUUAACUGCGUCUAUGCUAGCUGCUGCCCCUCCCCAGGAACAGAAACAGAUGCUGGGAGAACGUUUGUUCCCCCUGAUCCAAGCUAUGCACCCCAGCCUUGCAGGGAAGAUCACAGGAAUGCUACUAGAGAUUGACAAUUCAGAGCUACUGCACAUGCUGGAGUCUCCAGAAUCCCUCCGGUCAAAGGUGGAGGAGGCUGUUGCAGUGUUGCAGGCUCACCAAGCCAAGAAAGAAGCUGCCCAGAAGGUGGGCGUGGUUGCUGCUACCUCUUAAACCAGGAAGACUGGAUGCAAAGAAGCCAAAUAACCCCUCCACAGACAUCAGCUCAAGAUGUUUGGAGAUGCCCUUUGCUGUCCUGCAGAUCUCAACACCAUAUCACAUAGCUAUACCGUAUUUUGUAAUUUAGUCUUUAAAAAUCUUGUUUAAAAAGUCAAUUCCAUGACACUUUAAGUUUCCAAGACCAGGAUUAAGUUUGCAAGCUUUUCCUUUGUGGCCAGGACAGAGCUAAUCUUUGUCUUUUCUAAGCAGGACAUUGAGGAUUUCUGAUUGAAAGUUUUUUGUGGGUUUGGUUUUUAACUGAACAAUCCAGUUUGUGAAGUCUGGAAAGCCUUUAUCAAUAAAGGAAUAAAACCUUUCA
Molecule: messenger RNA, 3514 nt
Organism: Trachemys scripta elegans
Lineage: Eukaryota; Metazoa; Chordata; Testudines; Emydidae
Gene: PABPC4
Product: poly(A) binding protein cytoplasmic 4
Exons: 15
Coding region: 1471-3150 (559 amino acids)
Cellular component (GO): cytoplasmic stress granule; nucleus; cytosol
Molecular function (GO): poly(A) binding; poly(U) RNA binding; mRNA 3'-UTR binding
Source: RefSeq, a predicted model, not a curated record